This is a messenger RNA of Camellia sinensis, 1655 nucleotides long. RefSeq lists its product as uncharacterized. Gene Ontology annotation, biological process: mRNA splicing, via spliceosome. Lineage: Eukaryota; Viridiplantae; Streptophyta; Magnoliopsida; Ericales; Theaceae. The record is from RefSeq and is a predicted model, not a curated record. Gene Ontology annotation, cellular component: U2-type spliceosomal complex.
AGCCCUAAACGGCCACAUAGGCGAAUGACGACCCGGUGGAUGCAAUUACGGAGAGGCGAGAAAUAGCGAUUGAUUGAAGAUUGAAGAUUGAAGAUUGAAGUGGUUGUUGAGCGCUCUUGAUUGUUGUCUCUUCGUCGAUCGUGUCUUUUGUGUUGUGUUGGGAUGGCUUUGAAGUUUCUGAACAAAAAGGGAUGGCACACAGGGAGCCUUCGGAACAUAGAAAACGUGUGGAAAGCUGAACAGAAGCAUGAUGCCGAACAGAAGAAGUUGGAGGAACUCCGCAAGCAGAUCCAUGAGGAGAGGGAGCGCUCUGAGUUUCGCCUCCUCCAGGAACAAGCUGGCCUCCUUCCCAAGCAAGAAAGAUUGGAAUUCUUGUAUGAUUCUGGAUUAGCUGUAGGAAAGGGCAGCUCUGAUGGAUUCAAGGCACUUGAAGCCCUACCCAAGACUGACCCUCAAAUGGCCUCCUCUUCUUCCGGCAAGCAGCAGCAGCAGCCAUCUGUGCCAGGAGCUUUAUUUGAGGAGAAGCCUCAAUCUGCCAAUGAUGCCUGGAGGAAGCUCCAUUCAGAUCCAUUGCUUUUGAUUCGGCAGCGAGAGCAAGAAGCCCUAGCUCGUGUAAAGAACAACCCGAUCCAGAUGGCCAUGAUUAGGAAAUCUGUUGAAACAAAGAAGCACAAGGAGAAGACAUCUGAAAGUAAAAAGUUCCGAGAGAAGCAUCACAACAAGAAGUCGAAGCAUCAGAAACAUUCGUCGUCUGAUUCAGAAAAUGUUGCUGUUGAAGUUGAAGAAAGAAAAAAUUCCAGUAUUCACAAGAGCUCAAAAUACGAUAAGCAUUUAGACAAGGUAGCUCCAAGAUCAGAAAGAGAAUUAAGGGAAAGGAAUAUUCAAAGAAAGAGGAAUUUUGACAAGGAUAUAAAGUACCAAGAGCUCUCAACAACUGAAAAUGAUGGAACUAAGGAGGAAAUCAAUAGGAAUCAUGACAAAUUAAAACAUGAAAAAUAUUUUUUGAAAGGCCAGAUGGAUUCUGAAUCUGGUAGAAAGGAGAGGGAAGAUAGACACUCUUGUCGAGCAAGCAUUCGUGAUUCUUCUGAUAUGGGGCCACGGCGUGAAUCACACCAUAAGCGCCGGUAUAAUAAUCCUUCAAAGCUUUCUGAAGAAGAGAGAGCUGCUAGACUGCAAGAGAUGCAAAUGGAUGCCAAGUUGCAUGAAGAGCAAAGAUGGAAACGUCUAAAGAAGGCUGAUGAGAAUGAUGCACGAGAAGCUAUCAGUGCGACGAACUAUUCAUUUAUUUGGGUCAGGAAUUUCUUGGAUGCUGCUCAAAAGAGUGUAUAUGGUGCUGAGAAGGGGGGAAGCUCCACUAUAGAGGAGAGUGUUCGUCGCCGAACACAUUAUUUACAGAGCAGGUCUGAAGUCGGUGAAGGCAAUGCUUUCCGGCGUUAAGGCACUUGGUUGUUUUUGUUUUUAGUAUUUCCAUGUGUGAUUCUCCAUUCUCCACUACGACAUAUGUACCAAGCUUAAUAAACUUUAGGUGUAUUCUGUUGUAAGGAGAGAUGUAAUAACUACUUUCAUUUUAUGUUAUUUUAUUUUUUUCUGUUUGAAGUAAAGGAUUUAAUAACUACGCUAUAGGUUUCUCAAAUUAAUAAUGUUUUGGUUGCUAA